Molecule: messenger RNA, 2133 nt
Organism: Drosophila novamexicana
Lineage: Eukaryota; Metazoa; Arthropoda; Insecta; Diptera; Drosophilidae
Gene: nerfin-2
Exons: 5
Biological process (GO): regulation of cell cycle process; negative regulation of transcription by RNA polymerase II; neuron differentiation
Cellular component (GO): transcription repressor complex; nucleus
Molecular function (GO): DNA-binding transcription repressor activity, RNA polymerase II-specific; RNA polymerase II cis-regulatory region sequence-specific DNA binding
Source: RefSeq, a predicted model, not a curated record
AUGCUGAACAUGAACCAACUGAGCCAGGCUGCUUCCGUCCUGCCACACCCACAAGCACAUUACGCCGAUUGCCGCCCAUUGCCGGCAAUCAACGAGACAUUUGCGCAAUUUAGCCAACAUCGUUUGGCAAUCUCGGUGCUCUCCCCAUUGGAUCUAUCGCUGCGCGCGGCGCCAAAUAUGGUGCCAAUUACGCCGCCAUCGACGCCCUCGCCGCCGCGCAAGCGGCAGAGAUUAAUGUCCGAGGAGAAUUACCUGUGGCGGCCGCAUGCUGCGCUGGUGAUGCAGCAGCCACCAGCAACGGCCACCGGCUAUUUCCAGCAGCAGCAGGAAUUGGGUGGCAGCUGCUACGGCUUGCGCGGCUUUGAGGGAGCGGCGAGCUGUGACAAAAGUAAUUUUCACGGAAAAAGUAACUUUGCGCACAUUCCGGCAAGUCAAUCGAGCGUGUCCAGGACAGCAGCAACAGCCGCAACAGCAGCAGCCAGCGCGGAGGAUGAGACAAUUGUAUUGACCGAGGACGAGGAUGAAACAGUUGUCAGUUCCCAUGACUACAAUGAGUACGCGACGGACACUGAGGGCGACGGCGACGAGGAGGAUGAGCCUAUACAAGUCCACGACGAGGACGAAGAGGAGGAGGAAGAGGUAUUCGUAGACAUACUGGGCAACGAUGAUGAUGAUGACGAUGUUGUGGAACUGGCAACACAACAAAGCCCCGCACAGCAGCUGGAGGCCAAGGCGCUGAAGCGCCAUGAGCUGAUCUAUGAGGAUGAGGAGCUGCACCAUCAAGCUGUCAGUGGUCUGGCCAAGCUCUUUGAACGUGACUUUGGCUCGUCGUCCAAGGAAUGCCUCGAACUGGAAGCAGAGGCUGCAGCAGCCGCCGUCGAGGAGCAGCCGGAAAAAGUUUAUACGGACUUGAGUGGUGGCGGCGGCGUCGGAAGCGGCGGCAAUGCGGAGCCCCCAAAUCCCACUCAAGUGUCAGCACCAGCUCAAACCACGCUGUUGCGCAAACACAAGCCAGAGCGUAGACGCACCAAGUUGCGCAAACACGCAGCCAUCGAUGAGGAGACAAUUAGUCCCGUCUCCGGCACCAUAAUACGCAAGCUGCGCGAUGAUGAGGAGCUCGUUGUGCGCAAAGGUGACAUUGAUCCGGCUUUCAAUGUGGUCGAAAUCACCGAAGAGGCCAAAGCCAUCUUGGCCAGCAUCGAAAAUAAGAUUGGCGACUAUAUGUGUCAGCUUUGUCGCACCGUCUACGAUGAUGCCUUCAUGCUCGCCCAGCAUCGUUGUCCACGCAUCGUGCACAUCGAGUACAAGUGCUCCGAGUGUGAAAAGGUCUUCAAUUGUCCGGCAAACUUGGCUUCGCAUCGUCGCUGGCACAAGCCCAAGUCGGAGAUGCAGCCCGGCAAAAAGCGGUCAACUGAGACUGGCCACAAGGCGACGGCUGGCGAGGAAGCCAGCGAUGGCAUUUAUCCCUGCCAGCAAUGCGGAAAAUCCUUUCGACGCUACGCCUAUCUGAAGAAGCAUCAGGCCUCGCAUCAAAUGAUGGAUAAUCUCAAGAAUAUGGAGCUCUUUAAUGCGCAUCAGCAUCAGCAGCAGCAGCAGCAACUGCAUCAGCAUCAGCAGCAGCAGCAGCAGCAACAUUUGCCCGCACAGCCCGCCGCUGCGGCUGCACCUUAUGUGCUGCCACGCCCUCCGCAUUGCGCCCUGUAUCCAACGGCCACGUCCAAGGGUUAUGCAAGCGGUAGCCAGCGCUUUGGCGGCUUCCCCUUUCAGUCAUUCGACCAGCGGCGCUUCUACUCGCUCGGCGAACUGUAUCUCAGCCAGCAGCUGGAGCGCUCCUCGGCCUUUCAGUACGUCCAUGCGAAUCAUCUGAGGCAGUUGUCGAAUGUCGCCCACAAUAUGCUGCCCCCGCUGCCGGUCAAAUGACCCAGCACCCAUGUGCUGCGUCCUGUGCCGCGCAUUGCGUCCACAUCGACGUCCACGUCAACAGCAAUGGCAACGGCAGCAGCAGCAGCAACAGUUAACCGGCAACUGGAGCUGCCACCGAUAGUUGCCACAGCGCCCAAUUUCAAUUGGAUGCUGCCGAUGUCAACGGCAGCUGCGGCGCCAGCGGAGGCGAGUGACCAUGUUGUUGCUUAA